This is a messenger RNA of Oncorhynchus kisutch (coho salmon), 4832 nucleotides long. RefSeq names its product oxysterol-binding protein-related protein 11-like. The transcript has 13 exons. NCBI's taxonomy places the organism in Eukaryota, Metazoa, Chordata, Actinopteri, Salmoniformes, Salmonidae. The coding region runs from base 598 to 2790 and encodes 730 amino acids. Gene Ontology annotation, molecular function: sterol binding. The record is from RefSeq and is a predicted model, not a curated record. Gene Ontology annotation, cellular component: cytosol; Golgi apparatus; membrane.
AGAUAACAGUAGGGUUAUUCUGGGUGUGCCACCACGACGAACAUUAAUGCAUGGAGAAAGUCCUAUAGUUUUCUCGAUUUACAGAGCUCGGAGGAGAAAUACAAUUCUCACUGUCUGUCAUGCAACAUGACUGGAAUACAUGCUGGCGGUAGCUCGAUGGGGUAUGUGCAGGAUAUAUUUGAAGAUAGGUUGCAUUUGUAGAAUUCGACAAACUUUGUAUGGUAAAAUAUUCCCCCUUUUUUGCCAAUACGGAAGUCCUUUCAUGGAGUUGAAUCACAUGACUUCAGGACCGCGUCAUCGUGAAGCCUGUUAGCAGCUAUUUGGAUCAUGUAAACACCAAGCUAACAACCUAGCACGCCACUGUUUUUAUAAGAAUAUGUUGUGAUGGAUGACUUAAUCAGUCGUUUAGAUAGUUUUUCCAUGAACGAUAGCUAUGUGUUUUGUUAAGCCAUAAACAGAAAGUCCAUCUGUGAGCAAGGCCUUCAAGUUAGCAAAUCAGUCUAGCGUUUGAUGUGUGGCUAGCUCUGAAGCUAGCUAGCCAGCUGGCUAGCGUUUCUGGCACGGUUUGUAGCUUGUUAGCUAACUAUAACGUUGGCUAUGACUAUGCAAGGGGAAACCGCCAGUGCAAUACGAAUAUCGGACAGUGAAGGGAAACUGGAUGUCUUUCCCCAGAAAGGGAUGCCUGGUAGUUCUGGGAGAGGGAGUUCUAAAGGCUGGCAGUACAGUGACCACAUGGAAAAUAUUGAUGGUUGCCUGAUGAAAUACACCAACCUGGUAACAGGAUGGCAAUAUAGGUUCUUUGUCCUCAACAACGAGGCAGGGUUGUUGGAGUAUUUUGUCAAUGAGCAGUCCAGGCCCCAGAAACCUCGCGGGACACUCCCCUUGGCAGGGGCGGUCAUAUCCCCCAGCGACGAGGACUCUCACACCUUCACGGUCAAUGCCAUAAGUGGGGAACAAUACAAGCUCCGAGCCACGGAUGCCAAAGAGAGACAGCACUGGGUGAGCCGGCUGCAGAUCUGCACGCAGCACCACACUGAGGCCAUGGGGAAGAGUAACCCUCCGCCCAAGUCUCGCAGCUACUCCAUGGCAUCUCAAGGGAGCGCCAGCUCGCCCCUGUCCCAGCGCAGACCUAGCCAGCUCCAGAACCAGAACGCGGCCUCCUUCUUCAGCAUGACUCAGCUCCACAAGGGCUCUUCGCUGUACUCCUCCAAGAGGUCCCUGCUGCCCGACCAUCUGCUUGACGCCAGAGAGAUGAUGACCCAGGCCCAGGCCCAGCACCGAGACCUGAUCCAGACCAUCGAGGGCCUGCCCCCGGCCGCGGGCCCCCUCUCCCCGCUGGACCAGGACCUGCUGAUGCUCAAGGCCACCUCCAUGGCCACCAUGAACUGCCUCAACGAUUGCCUGCACAUCCUGCAGCUGCAGCAGGUGGCCCGCCAGAAGAGCUCCCUGGGAGGGCCCACCAUCGAGUGGCUGGAGCCCAAGCUGCCUGACAUCCUGAAGAACGGCGGGCCCUUGGACAGCUUCAGCACUGAGGGAGGGCUGCUGGAGUGUGGCCUCCUGGAGCUGAGUGCCACGGAGCCCUGCAGUUUCUCUGGGGAGGAGAUUGACAGGGAGGAUGAGGUGGAGGACGCCUUCACGGAAAAGGAGGAGGAACUGGUGGCGGUGGAGGAGGAGCGCAGUGUUGUCCUACACCUGCUCUCGCAGCUCAAGCUGGGCAUGGACCUCACACGGGUGGUGCUGCCCACCUUCAUCCUGGAGAAGCGCUCCUUGCUAGAGAUGUACGCUGACUUCAUGUCCCACCCAGACCUGUUCGUAGCCAUCACAGACGGCCAAGGGCCCGAGGAGCGCAUGGUGUGCUUCGUCGAGUACUACCUCACCUCCUUCCACGAAGGCCGCAAGGGCGCCAUCGCCAAGAAGCCCUACAACCCCAUCAUCGGCGAGAGCUUCCACUGCUCCUGGAAGGUGCCCAGAUCAGGGGAACCCGCCAAGGAUGCCCCCUCGCUCUCCUCUCCUCCCCAGGGAAGCCCCACCACCGAGGGGGAGAACGGCAGUUACCAGUUGCGCUUCGUGGCUGAGCAGGUGUCCCACCACCCACCCGUGUCGGGCUUCUAUGCCGAGUGCCCCGAGAGGCAGAUGUGCGUCAACACCCACGUGUGGACCAAGAGCAAGUUCAUGGGCAUGUCUAUCGGGGUGUCCAUGAUCGGGGAAGGCUGCCUAUACCUGCUGGAGCAUGACGAGGAGUACACGUUCACGCUGCCCUGUGCCUACGCCCGCUCCAUCCUUACCGUGCCCUGGGUGGAAUUGGGGGGAAAGGUAAAUGUGAACUGCACCAAGUCGGGAUACUCCGCAGUCAUCACCUUCCAGACCAAGCCCUUCUAUGGAGGCAAACUGCACAAGGUGACGGCGGAGGUAAAGCACAACACCACCAACGCCGUGGUGUGCCGCGUGCAGGGCGAGUGGAACGGCGUGCUCGAGUUCAGCUACCAGAACGGCGACACGCGCAUGGUGGACGUCACCAAGCUGCCCGUCACCAAGAAGCGGGUGCGCCCCAACGACAAGCAAGGACCAACUGAAUCAAGGCGCCUGUGGCAGCACGUGACUGAGUCGCUGCGUCAGAAAGACAUUGAGAAGGCCACGGAGUACAAGAGGAUCCUGGAGGAGAGACAGAGGACCGAGGAGAGACACCGCACUGAGACCGAGACCCCAUGGAGGACCAGAUAUUUUGAGAGCGAGGGCGAAGGCUGGAUGUAUCACAAACCACUGUGGAAAGCACCCACUCUGAAAACUUAGUCCUACCGGUCAGCGAGAUCCCAUCAUCGAUAACGGGUGUAGCCACGAGACUGACGAUCUCUUUUGGUUUGUGUGUGUGCGUGCGCGAGUGUGUGGGGUUAUUUCCUAAACGGUCGAGGUAAAGCGCGACCUCCACUUGCAUGCAUACGGAUGCAAAAGUAUUUGAAGCCCUAUAACGUGACGACAGGCUAUAUAGUUUCAUCUCACGCUCGCUGUACAGGCUUUUGUGCCGAUGAUGACUUUUUGUAUAAUCGACUCUGAAUGAGGACAUUUCUCCCUGUACAGAUAAAAAGGUACUCCGUUUACGCCGCCUUAACAACCGUAUGAAGCCGCGCUCGUUUGGAUUGUUUAAAGUGUUCAAGAAUCACGGUUCAGCAGAGGGAGGUUUGUUUUGUUUUACAGUGAUGUUGCACACGAGACCGAGAAUCGAAGUGCAUCUUUCAAAGUACACAAUUGACGUUCGAAGGUGUGAACUGGAUCGCCAUACUUUGGGACGUGAUUGGCAAGGCCCGGGUCAUGUUCAUUAGGGCAUGUGACAAUGUUUUUUUUUUUUUUACGCAUUACAAUGGAAAAUGAGUUCUUAUUGGAUAUGUGCAUACAGUCCCUCCCUGUUCCAGUGAGUUUAAUUCCGUUUGGUGCCUAAUGACACAGCUUGGAUAAGACGCACACAACCUGUCACUACAAUGAACAAGUUUAAAAUGGGGACAAUGUUCCUGAAUUCAUACUGUAGGUAACGAAUGACAUUACUCCUUUUGGUUUUGCUCAGACGUCUCCAUUUGGAUGAUUCCAUCGUUCAGAAUGAAUGACAAGGCUUGGCAUGAUACAGGUAGUAUUUUUUACGAUUUAGGCCCGCAAAGUGAAUGCAUUUGUAGAUAUGAGAUGUAUGAUAAAGUCACAAUCAUUUCUUUCGCAGUCCCAAAGGGAUAUAGUUCUCCUUCCUUGCUUGAGGAAUUUUGGAAAAUGGAACAUGAUGAGCAAUGUCUUUUUUUUCCUUUUUUUUCCCCCCUUUGUGUACUGCAAGUAUUAUACUCUGGUUACUAUGUCUGAAUUCCACAAUUUAAUGUUUUGUUAAAGCUUUUAACCAAAUUCAUUUGUUUUCAUAUGCAAACAAAUGUUUUACUUAUUUUUCUGUUUAAGAAUGAAUGUUAACCUCCUGGAUAUCUCAGUCAGUCUGUUCUGAUUUGGAGAAUAAUAUAUAACUAAUAUCGUAUAACUAAUAUCGUCACCUUAUUUGUUGGUUUUGAAUGCGAUUGUGCCCUUGCAGUGUUUCUUUUCAAAAGCUACGGUUCUCAAAUUGUCAUUCCCCUCCCCAAAUGUAUGUAAAAUACACAGAAGUGGAGUCUCAUGAACACUAAUGCAGUCAAUAUCAGCCUGGAAAGGUGUCCCCAACCCCUUUUUGAUAGGUAGAAUGCAAAGAGAAGACCUGCUUGAAGCAUGGGGAUGUGACUUAACUCCGCAUUGAUAACCUACUCUCUCCACGUCAUGGUGCCUUAAGCAAUCUCUUCCUAUGUGCUUCUUCCAGUCCAAGAUUAUAGCAUCUCCCCCCAGGGAUGGAUUACUGCAUUUGGAAGUCAGCUAAUUCAUAGCAGUGUCACACUGCUAUUCUACACAUUUUGGCAUGAGCCUAAGUACAUUUAGCUGUUUUUAAAGCUCAUUUUGGGUAAUUCUACAUAUGAUAUCUGCCCCUGACCUCCAAGGGGAAGCAACCCGUUGAGGUCGGGGACCCCGGGGCAUAUGCCCUGUGUGCGAGUUCUGUAAUCCAGCCCUGUUUGUUUCCCUGUCACCGUUAUGAAUGAUGCGAUCGUAUGUAAAUAUUGAUUAGUUUUGGGGUAUUUGUUGCGCUCUUUCCUGUUUUGAAGAAAGACAUUAGUAGCGCAGACUCCUGAAUGGUGUUUUACACGUCGACUUGGUGGUUUGGAAUAUUACUUGUUUGUCUUGCUGACCUGUGAAAUGCACUGACAUUGAAGGAAACAUGACUCCUUGUAGACUAAGAUAUGUGUGGUAAUGACUGAUUUAAAUAAAUUGCCUAUCAAUUAAGAAAA